Brassica oleracea var. oleracea is the source of this 1789-nucleotide messenger RNA. RefSeq names its product serine/threonine-protein kinase HT1. The transcript has 12 exons. Gene Ontology annotation, molecular function: protein kinase activity; protein binding; ATP binding. Lineage: Eukaryota; Viridiplantae; Streptophyta; Magnoliopsida; Brassicales; Brassicaceae. The coding region runs from base 122 to 1552 and encodes 476 amino acids. The record is from RefSeq and is a predicted model, not a curated record. Gene Ontology annotation, biological process: protein phosphorylation.
UAUUUCCUCCCUAUUGAUAGACCAACGCACGCGCUUCAACCGGAUCUCACCCCAUUCAACAACUCUUGACUAUCCGUUUGAAUUUUUUUUUUUUGAUUUUAGAUUCGAAAUCGAAGAAGCCAUGGCGAACAUCGCGGGACAGCUGAAACGUGGAAUCUCGAGGCAACUCUCAUCUGUAUCGCUUCGCCGGACGUUCAGCCGCCAGUUCACGCGCCAGGCGUCGCACGAUCCUCGCCGUAUCAAUAUGCGGUUCAGCUUCGGCAGGCAAUCUUCUCUCGAUCCGAUUCGACGGAGUCCGGAAGGUUCGGGCCAUCCGCAGCUCGCCGUCCCCGAUAACCUCGACGCCACUAUGCAGCUCCUCUUCGUGGCUUGUAGAGGAGAUGUUGAAGGCGUUCAGGAUCUGCUUGACGAAGGGAUCGAUGUCAAUAGUAUUGAUCUCGAUGGUCGUACCGCGCUUCAUAUAGCUGCCUGUGAAGGUCAUGUCGAUGUUGUGAAGCUCUUGCUUACUAGGAAGGCUAAUAUCGAUGCUCGUGAUCGUUGGGGAAGCACGGCAGCUGCCGAUGCUAAGUACUAUGGUAACAUGGACGUUUACAACAUCUUGAAAGCCCGUGGAGCCAAAGUUCCGAAAACGAAAAAGACACCAAUGGUUGUGGCCAAUCCUCGUCAUGUUCCUGAUUACGAGUUAAAUCCACAAGAACUUCAAGUUCGGAAAGCUGAUGGUAUCUCAAAGGGAAUAUAUCAAGUGGCUAAAUGGAAUGGGACUAAAGUAUCUGUAAAGAUACUUGAUAAGGAUCUCUACAAGGAUCAUGAUACCAUAAACGCCUUUAAACACGAACUUACUUUAUUCGAAAAGGUUCGUCAUCCUAAUGUUGUGCAAUUUGUUGGAGCUGUCACUCAAAAUGUCCCCAUGAUGAUUGUGUCUGAGUAUCAUCCUAAAGGUGACCUUGGGAGCUAUCUUCAAAAGAAAGGGCGCCUUUCUCCAUCCAAAGUUCUAAGAUUUGCCCUCGAUAUAGCCAGGGGAAUGAACUAUCUUCACGAGUGUAAACCAGAACCAGUAAUCCACUGUGAUCUAAAACCCAAAAAUAUUAUGCUCGAUAAUGGAGGACUUUUGAAGGUUGCUGGAUUUGGUUUGAUAAGUUUUGAAAAGUUAUCAUCGGAUAAAUCAAAAGUCCUUAAUCACGGAGCACAUAUAGACCUUUCAAAUUACUGUGUGGCACCUGAGGUUUACCGAGAUGAAAUAUUUGACAGAAGUGCGGAUUCAUACUCUUUUGGUGUCGUAUUAUAUGAGAUGAUUGAAGGAGUACAACCUUUCCAUCCUAAGCCCCCAGAAGAGGCAGUGAAGCUAAUGUGUUUGGAAGGACGAAGACCUUCGUUUAAGGCCAAGACCAAAAGUUGUCCCGAAGAGAUGAGAGAGUUGAUUGAGGAGUGCUGGGAUGUGAAAGCUGUUGUUAGGCCGACAUUUUCUGAGAUUAUAGUUCGACUGGACAGGAUCUUUGUACAAUGCUCAAAACAAGGAUGGUGGAAAGAUACAUUCAAGUUUCCUUGGAAAUAGCACAGAGGACCAGGAGAGGUUUAAGCUCAGAAACAGGAGGAACUCAGCAAUAAAAUCGGUACGGAGAAUACAGAAAACAAAAACGGCAGGUCUCUCCCAUUUGUAAAUGUCUUAUCGUGUAACAAUGUAUAAAGUACUUCAGCGAGCUAUAUAGACUUAUCCCAUGCACAGAACUGAGCAUUUGGGAUACAAUGUAUCAUAUUGAUAUAAUAACUAGCAAGACAGCUCUUUAUUCUU